AUGACUAAUCUCUUUUCCAGGGACGUGCAGGUAAAGAGCAUGGAGCAAACAGUGAAGCAUGCUGAGAAGUACCUGGGUGAGAUCUGCACCCUGCUGGCCUCAUACACCAGGAAGACAGCCCGGCUAAGAGAUAAGGCAGACCUGUUGGUGGCUCAGCUCUAUGACUUCUCCAGCACAGAGGACCCAGAGCUCCAAAUCGGCCUGAAAAACCUGGCGGAGGAUCUCGCCAUGGUGCAGGACUACAGACAGGCCCAGGUGGAGAGACUGGAGACCAGAGUUGUUACUCCUCUGAAAGCCUACGGAGACAUUGUUAAAAAUAAAAGGGCAGAUCUGAAGAAGUUAAGCACCGAUCUAAACAAGGAGCUGAAGGAGUUGCAGAAACUGGAAAAGAUCCGAUUCAGGAACCCGGCUGAUCGACAAAGCAUUUCCCAGGCAGAAGUAAACGCUCAGAAGGCUUCCAACAAUGCCCAGAGCAGCAUCAGACAACUGGAGGAGACCAUCACAGACUUUCAGAGACAAAAGCUGGAGGAUGUCAAAAGGAUUUUCAUUGACUUCAUUACGGUGGAGAUGCUCUUCCAUGCUAAAGCACUGGAGGUCUUUUCACAUACAUGCCACAACCUGGAGGAAAUAAACACUCAGAAGGAUGUAGAGCUCUUCAGUGGGCGGAUCAAGAUGUCAGAUUCUCUGCCUGGACGCCUGGACACCACACUCAGCAGCUACCCUUCUCCCCUCAUGAGCAGUUACCCUAGUCCUCACAUGGCCUCCCCUAAAGGUCAAAGCUUCAGGUCAACACUGGCUUCUACCUCAGGUCAAAACCCCAGACAGCAUAGCAAGUAUCCAGGCAGCACCAGGAGGCCUCGCAGUACUUUACAGCGCCAGCGGGGCAUAGAGGAGGAUGAAGAGCUUGAGGAAGAAGAUGAAGAAGAAGAGGAAGACGAGGAGGAAGAGGAUACAUAUGAAUCAGACAUGGAGGAUGGUCACAACACCAGCAGGCAGUCUUAUGCGACUCGUUAUGUUCAGAUGCAGAGAUGGCAGAAGUAA
This is a messenger RNA of Cheilinus undulatus (humphead wrasse), 1041 nucleotides long. Its product is annotated as CBY1-interacting BAR domain-containing protein 2-like. NCBI's taxonomy places the organism in Eukaryota, Metazoa, Chordata, Actinopteri, Labriformes, Labridae. Gene Ontology annotation, cellular component: ciliary transition zone; ciliary basal body. Gene Ontology annotation, biological process: cilium assembly. The coding region runs from base 1 to 1041 and encodes 346 amino acids. The transcript has 9 exons. The record is from RefSeq and is a predicted model, not a curated record.